Molecule: messenger RNA, 2249 nt
Organism: Chenopodium quinoa (quinoa)
Lineage: Eukaryota; Viridiplantae; Streptophyta; Magnoliopsida; Caryophyllales; Amaranthaceae
Product: AT-hook motif nuclear-localized protein 8-like
Exons: 5
Coding region: 538-1851 (437 amino acids)
Molecular function (GO): minor groove of adenine-thymine-rich DNA binding
Source: RefSeq, a predicted model, not a curated record
UCUCUUCACAAAAAACAUACAACAUACAAAUUCAAAUAACUUUUAUAAGCUAAUUCGACCAAACUAACAUACAAAAUUACCAACCUAUUUAGUAUUUACCAUACACUAUACUCCGUACAGUAUAACGUAUAAAUUAUAUACGGUACUUCGUAUUAAAAACUACUCCGUAAAAUCAGAAAAUUUAAAUCAAUUAAGUGGGACCAAUAAAAAAAAAAAAGUAAAAAAAGACGGUGGGAAAGAAAAGCAAGCAAAAGAAAAAGAUAAAGAGAAACCCAAAAAAAAAAAAAAAAAGAAAAAAAAAGCAACAUAUAAAACCCUAAAUAUCCAAAAACCCUUUUUUUCACAGAUAGCAGUAGCACACUAAUAAAUUCCAAAAUUUCGACUUCCCCUUUUCCCCAAAUUCUCCCCAACCCCACCUGAAUUUCUUCAAUUUCUUCUUCUUUUUUCUGGGUAAUCUCAGUUAUCUUCAAAAACCCACCAAAAACCCGUGAUUUUUGCGGCUGUAUCUUUGAUUGUAGCAAGGUUUAUUGUACAAAAAUGGAGCCUCGUGGGCCCUCUGCGCCACCAUCCCACCACCAUCAACACCACCAGCAAGCGGCGCAUCAGCAGCAGCACCACCAGCAGCAUCACCAGCAGCAUCAUCAGCAUCACCAGCAUCACCAUCAUCAGCCGCCGCCGCAACCACCGCCUGGGUUGAUGAUGCAACACCAUCAACAACAUCAUCAUCACCCAUCUUCGAAUUCUUAUCAAAGUCCCAAUUCAAACCAACCACCACCUCAAAUGAUCGCAACCCCAAAUUCAUCUUCUUCUAUGAUGCAAAACAACAGGUUUCCGUUCAAUUCACAAGUUGUUACAACUACCCCACCUCCUUCGAAGAACCCUGGUACUAGUCUUGAACCCCUAAAUUCACCUUAUUCUGGAGAUGGGUCUUCUGGGAUGAGGCAAUCUGGGUUCGGGGUUGAUCCGAAUUCGUCUGGUUCGCAGAAGAAGAAAAGGGGUAGACCAAGAAAGUACUCCCCUGAUGGUGGGGGGAGUAACAUUGCUUUGGGAUUGGCUCCUACUCCAAUGUCUUCUUCUGUUAUGGGAAGUGGAGGUGGUGUUGCUGCUGGUGGAGGUGGUGGGGGGCAGGCGGAUUCGAGUGGGACUGCUCCGUCCUCGGAUAAUCCGUCUAAGCGGCAUCGUGGCCGGCCCCCCGGGUCUAGUAAGAAGCAAUUGGAUGCUUUAGGUAACUGUGGGGUUGGUUUUACGCCGCACGUUAUCUUGGUGAACUCCGGGGAGGACAUUGCAUCCAAGAUUGUAGCCUUUUCCAAGCAGGGACCACGUACAGUUUGUGUGCUUUCUGCUAAUGGCUCCGUUUGCAAUGUGAGCCUUCGACAACCUGCAAUGUCUGGAGGUGUUGUGAACUAUGAGGGACGGUUUGAAAUUAUUUCUCUGUCAGGUUCAUUCCUGUUCUCAGAGAAUACUGGUGGCCAAGUGCGAUCAGGUGGCUUGAGUGUAUCUCUUGCUGGCUCAGAUGGCCGAGUGUUAGGUGGUAGUGUUGCCGGGAUGCUGAUGGCUGCCUCUCCUGUUCAGAUAAUUGUCGGUAGCUUCAUUGCAAAUGGGAAAAAGACAAAGUACAUGCCCUCAGUUCCUCACGCUAAUGUGUUGAACUUUGCUGCACCAGCACUACCGGCUGCUGAAAGUCCCCCCUCACAGGAGGUUUCAAGUGAUGGAUCUGAGGAGAAUGGUAGUAAUCACAUUGACAGGACAAUGGGAUCUUAUGGCAAUUCCAAUCAUCCCAUGCAUAAUAUGCAAAUGUAUACACCUAUGGGCUGGGGGCCUAACUCCGGUUCAAAGAUGCUUCAAAACUAGAGCGCUGAUUGUCUUCUUGGUGUUCCAUGGCUGAUUUCAGAUUCUAACAGGCAGAGUCUAAAGCAUAUAUCCUAGAUUAGCUUUUCUUACUGGCUUUAACUCCGUCUUCUUUUAUCUGUUAAUUAUAUUUAGGUGAUUUCGUGUCUUCUCCCCCUCCCUCCCUUUCCCCCUUUCAUUGUAGGUAAAUGAAAUUAUCACCCUGGUGUUAAAGCUGAGUUUUUCACACCCUCUUUGGCAUCGUUUGCACAUAGUCAUCAGUAUGAGAUUGAAUUUAUGUUAUCCAAUCUGAUGCCACCAUGGGUUCCUGACUCGAAAUGUAGAACUUUUGUUAGGAAUGAUUUUGUGUAACAUGGGUUUCAAAGUUGAAUUUGAUUUGGAGUGUUGGAUGUUUUGUGCAA